AUGAUCUUAGCCGGUUCACAAACAAUCCUGUGUUCGUUAAAUGAAGAUUUCCAUUCGGGAAUUUCGAUUCGGGAAAAACGGCGGGUACCGCAAGCAGUAGUUGAUGCUCACGCUAAGUUUAUUGUAAUCGAUGUUGGAGAUUAUGGUCGGUCUAGUGAUAGUGGGAUUUUCAAAGAAUCUUUAAUUGGUAAACAAUUAAUUCAAAAUAAAUUAGAUUUGCCAGCACCCCAAAAAAUUGACGAAAAUAUUAAUGAAGAUUUCCCCUUUGUAUUUGUUGGCGAUGAGGCUUACCCACUUUUACCUAAUUUGAUGAGACCUUUCCCUCGUAGAAAUUUAACAAAUGAAAAACGUAUAUACAACUAUCGACAAUCCCGAGCGAGAAGAAUAGUCGAAUGUGCGUUUGGAAUUAUGGUAAAAAGGUUUAACGUAUUAGAAAAUAAAAUGUUAGUCGGCCCUGAAAAAGCUACAAAAAUAACUCAGGCGAUUUGUGUACUUCAUAAUUUAAUUAUGACUUGA
Rhopalosiphum padi (bird cherry-oat aphid) is the source of this 516-nucleotide messenger RNA. RefSeq lists its product as uncharacterized. Lineage: Eukaryota; Metazoa; Arthropoda; Insecta; Hemiptera; Aphididae. The transcript has 2 exons. Bases 1 to 516 code for a protein of 171 amino acids. The record is from RefSeq and is a predicted model, not a curated record.